AUGGAGCUAUUGCAGAUUGUAAAAUACUUAGGCCGAGAAUAUUACAAAUUGGAACUCAACUCUAAAUUAGAAGAAUCUCCUCAUGUUAUAAAAUCAAUAAGUAUACCAAGUGAAGAUAAAAAAUUAUUACCACUUAGAUUAACUAUUGUCUCCAAUAAUUAA
This is a messenger RNA of Funneliformis geosporum, 162 nucleotides long. Lineage: Eukaryota; Fungi; Glomeromycota; Glomeromycetes; Glomerales; Glomeraceae. The record is from the annotation of a GenBank genome assembly.